Diachasmimorpha longicaudata is the source of this 2341-nucleotide messenger RNA. RefSeq lists its product as uncharacterized. The record is from RefSeq and is a predicted model, not a curated record. The transcript is spliced from 6 exons. The coding region runs from base 288 to 2108 and encodes 606 amino acids. NCBI's taxonomy places the organism in Eukaryota, Metazoa, Arthropoda, Insecta, Hymenoptera, Braconidae.
GCUGGGAAAUACGGAGCAGUGGCUAUAACCUUCUAAAAUGACGUUUGUUUACUCAAUCGUAGUAUCGAAAAUCCUGAGAUUUUUUCCAAAAAACGCAUGAAUAUCUGUAAAAUCUGAUCUUCGUCGAUUGAAUGAAUCGAUAAUGGAUUUAAAGUAUUUAGUUUUCUCGUAAAUUACAUUCUCUACUGGGUUUUUAAUACCUAGUAAGGUUAUGUUUGUUCGUCACGUAAGACAGUGUUUAUAAAAUCCUUUCUUUAAAUUAUUAUUUAUUGAAAUAUCCAAUCAAAAUGCGGACUGGGGGUAUGUUCGAUGUGCGUGAAUUUGGGAAACGGGUGCGGAGGUUCCUCGAUGGAAAUUAUUCGUGUCGUAAAAUCUUGGUCUUCGUGAUUGUCGUGGGUGGGUUUGUCCUUUAUUUUGGUCAACCUUUUGCACACUGGCUGUUCUCUGGGAGCCGAGAGCCGGUGGAAGCAUAUGAGGAUCAAUGCAUUCGUGAGAGGCUCUCGAAUUUUCAUAACGACGUAUCAAACGAUGAUGCAACAAUUUUGAACGAUUCAUCGAGCGACAAAGACCACAAUUACCUGCCAUACAUUGGCAAUGGUGUAUUCGGAGUUCAAGUGUCUCCAGUUGGGCGUUUGUACAUACGUCAGGGACGUACACUCUCCCUCUUUGCACAGUGGGAUCCUCUCGUAUCAGUACCUCUGCCCGAUGAUACUCCACAUCGUGAGGCAACUGUCAUGCACUUUACGGAUGGAACUGUUUAUAAGUAUCAGUGUUUGAGGAGUGGAUAUCACGUAGAUACUCAGUACUAUGCGCAUAGAACCUUUGACGGUAUUCUCGUGGAGGAUAUCACUAUUUUCAAUCCGUCUAGUGUUACUCAGGAGGUACCACUCAGGCUUAAUACGGCACCCCAUUGGACUGAUUAUGAAAUUAAAAGUGUGAACAUCCUAGUGGAUGGCCAGAACCAUGAAUACAUGAUGACAUCUGGUUACGUACCUCUGCCGGACUCAAGUCAGAUAAUAGUAAUUUCGAUAUUACACAAACAUCCACAGAAAAAUGUAGUAGUGAAACCCAGAAGUUCAAUGAACAUUGAGUUCUUCACCAGUAUUUCUUACAGUGAGCCACAAAUUGCUAGGAGAUACGUGGUUGAACGUGAAGUCACUCAGAGAAAAGCUAUUGAAGCAAUGAGAAAAGCGCUGAACACGCAAUCGGAAGUUUUGAAAGAUACCCACAUGAGCACAUGGAGGCACUACUGGCACACAGGAUUCAGCAUAAGUAAAUCAAAAGCCAAAGGUGCCUUGAAUGGCCAUAAAAUAAAUUCGACAAUCUACUACGUUCUAUCUCAAGUUCCGAAGGGGAUUUUGAACGUUGAAAAAUCAGUUUCCAAUAACGAAGGCUGUUAUCGUGGCCACCACACACUGGAUGCGACGAGAUUGUGGAGAGACACGUCACUGAUUGAUGGGGUGAAUUCAAUAGUCAAGGCGUGGUUGAUAACGCUGGAGAAGCAAGGAUGUCAUCAUUUGUUAGCUGGGGGACCCACAGCUGUACAGCAGGCCAUUGUGUUGAGUCUUGGAGGUCUUAGAUUCAGUAAUCAACAUGUAGAGUUCAACAUCGAUCCACAGUAUCUUCAUCGAGACUAUCUUUUCAGGAGAAUAAGCUAUGGGAAUGUCACACACGUAAACAUCUCAGUAACCGUAAACGAGGAUAAUCGUGCAGUACUCGGUGUUGCAUUGGAUCGAAGUGACAGUGACUAUUAUGCCUGUGACGCAGCAUGUUUGGAUUCGCCUGUACCUCUCAGCCAGACAUACACGAAUUUUCCAGUUAAAUUAACACAACCCCUAACAGCCAUAUUGUACAUAACAUCGGAUCAUCAACACAUGCAGGACUUACGAAAUGCACUACAUGUACAUGCUGUUGAUGAAGCACCAGCUCAUGACCACCAUGUGAUGGCACUGCACAAACAUGGCCAUCAGUUGGGUGGAUUGCCAACAUUUUUUUGGGUCAGCAUAUGCUUUCUCAUUGUUAUAUUUCACAUGUUUCUUUGCAAACUCAUAUUCACGGAGUAUUGCGAUCAUCAGGAUCGACAACGUGGACGAUACAUGAAACCAUGAAUAUAGCUUUGUCCAGGUCUUUACAUCUACCUAUUUUAUUUUAAAUGUUCUGAAUAUUUAGUUCGUCUUUUGUUAUGUGUACAUAGAUUUUGUUGGAGAAAUAUAGAUUUUUCACUGAAUUUUGAGAAAUGAGACUAUGUAAUGCGGCUAUUGUUUAUUAGAAAACAAAUUGUAUAUGUAUUUCGAGGCUAAUUGUUAUGUGCUCGCCAAAUUUAUAAAAUAAAUUCUCAAAA